AUGGAGGUGCUCGUGAGGUUCUUCAGACGGUUCGGGAGCAGAGCUGCGUCCGGCUCGUACUUUGUCAACGACGACAACGAUGCGCCCGAGGCGCACGAGGCGCACGAGACGCCCGCAACCUCCGAGGCUUCCGAGACACUCGAGGCGUCUGGCACACCCGAGGCGCCCGAGACUGGUGCUGCUGGUGAUGGGACCGACUUUGAUGGUCUCGAUCGCCCGACGGCGGCAACAAGCUCGGCAAAGGCGCGAAAGAUGGCGGCAUCAGAGCCAGUGCUGGUGGGUGUCGAGACCGCGCUGCAUGUCAUCAGCAGGCUGGUGGACGAGCUCGAUGCGCUGGUGGUGGUUGAUGGCGUGGAUGGGAGAGCAUCGUCGUUGGACGAGACAGCCGAGCCCCGGGCAAAGCUGGAGUCGUUGGAAGAGUGGCGUAGGGUGUGGUCUGCGGGACCUGCCGCUGCGCUCGGCACCUUUCAGCAGGCGCUGGCCACUGUGGCUGUGCCGCUCGACAAGUUCCGCAUCCUGCUCAACGAGAACAGCUCACCGCAUGCCAGCAGCCCCGACUGCGAGCACGACCAAGUCGCCGAGGCCGUGGUCACCACCCGCAUUGUUCCGCUCCUAGUCGCUCUCAUCUCGCGGCUGGCAUACCUCCCAAUUCCGCUUGCCGACUGGCCGGCCAUCAUAGCCGCGUUCAACGGCGCCGAGCUGAAGGAACCGGGCCCGCUGCCAUCGCCAAUGCCGGCCUCGUUCUCGCUUCGGCUCAUUACUGAGAUUCUGAUGGCGAGCGCCGCUCGCGAGCCCGCGCCGUCGUCGCCGCCGUCGCCGGCGCCGUCGCCGCCGUCGCCGCUCACGACUACCACCAUUCUCGAGACCUACGCCAGCCACGUGAGCAUCGUCCUGGCCGCGGCCUCGAUCCUCAAGGAGCUUGGCUACCGCCGCGGUGGCAUCCUGGUGGGUAUGGCAGAGAACGACGAGUUUGUGUCGGCGCUCUUUGUCAACCUCGGCGAGCCGGUCCUGUUCGAGACGGUUGUGGCGCUGCUGGAGGAUGUGCUCUCGAUGCGGCGCUCACUGUUCGACCUCACGAUGGUCCCGGGUCUGGCCGGCAUUGUGGCUGGGUUCACGCCGCGGCGGCUGGCCGUCUUCUCGCGCAUCCUCGCCUUUCUCCUCGAGAAGCCGUCGAUCCGUUUUGGCGUCGAGCCGGAGGAUGCGCUCUCCGCCCGGCUGAGCACCGCGUCGAUGCGGCAGAGCAGCCUGGCGUAUGCGGCGACGGCGACCACGCUCGCGCACAAUGUCGCAUUUGUGCUCGGCGUCCCAAAUCUGGUGGAGCGCUUCGUCGCUCUCCUCAAGAUCCCGGUUGACUUUCACACCCACUCGACGUUGCUGGCGUCGAUCAACCCCACGCCGAUGGUCUAUCAGCUCAUGGCGCGGGUGGCAGACCGGUCAACGUUUGGCGGUCUGCAGCAGGUGCUGGAGAGAGUGCCGGCAGCAGUCGUCGCCGGCACGAGCUCACUACAGACCACCACGUUUGCAGAGGUCCAAAACAUGCUUGGUGCAGUCCUUCGCUUCCCGCCGGUCAUUUCGAUGCUCGAGCUCAUUGUGCUCGCGAUCUCGGGCUCGCGGUCGGAGAUCCUGUACACGCUCACCUGCGCUCUGGCGUCGUCGCGGCAGGCGCCGCUUGUCGAGCGGCUGAUGGAGUGUGGCGGCCUGAGCGUCCUUGCCGAGCUUGUCGAGAGCCUGCGCAAUGACCCCGACGGACGCCACCAGUUCCUGCGGUCGACUGAUGCCAACCACGCGUCGCACGCGCCCUGUUCGAUCAUGUCGCAGACGCUGCGAGCGCUGUACAACGCCGCCGGCGUGGUUACCCGUCCGCAAGUGCGGCUCUUGCUCCUCAGCAUGCCGCUCCCGCACACACUUGCAGAGCUCAUUGUUAGCGCCGACGACGACGCACACGUGGUCAUGCCGGCUUGCGCCGCGCUCGAGGUCAUGUUCCGGUACACCCACAAGCCCGAGGUGGUCAACGCGCUUGCGUCGGAAGCGCUCAUUGCGCGGCUGGUGCAACUCACCCGAGUUCCCUCGAUCUCCCUCUCGGCCUUUGAUCUUCUCGGCUCUAUUGUCCAUGGCAACGCCGACGGGCUGGCACGGGUCGAGGACGCACUGAAGCGCGCCCGUACAAGUGCAAGCGAGUUCAUGCGCGAUGUGGUGGCGACCGACCUCGUCGCGUCGAACGUCUUUGUUCGGCACAUUCUUGCGCUGUCAAAGACCGACGGACGGGCGGCGGCAUGGGUCGCGCCUCUCCAGCCAACGCUUCUUAGUGCGGUCCUCGACGCGCUCGACAUCCAUGCCAUGUCGUCGGACAACCUCUGCUGCCUCAACACGCUUGUCCUCGCCUCGUGUGACCUAAGCGACGGCGAGCUGGCGGCGACGCUGGCGAGCCUCGACGCGGCCGGAGUGGACAAGCUGAGGCGGCUCAUCGACUUUUUCCCUGUCUACUACGAGGCUCGUCGUCAAGAGCGGGCCUCGCUCGCGCUCUCGUCGCAGGUCUCGUGGCGAAAGUGGCAGUUGAGCGUGGCGCGGCUCGACGCGGCCCUAAGCAAGCGUUGUGUCACAGAGUAACACCCUCGCUCACCACC
This is a messenger RNA of Thecamonas trahens ATCC 50062, 2624 nucleotides long. RefSeq lists its product as uncharacterized. The record is from RefSeq and is a predicted model, not a curated record. Lineage: Eukaryota; Apusomonadida; Apusomonadidae. Gene Ontology annotation, cellular component: Cul4A-RING E3 ubiquitin ligase complex. Gene Ontology annotation, biological process: ubiquitin-dependent protein catabolic process. Gene Ontology annotation, molecular function: phosphatase binding. The transcript has 2 exons. Bases 1 to 2607 code for a protein of 868 amino acids.